Molecule: messenger RNA, 5187 nt
Organism: Anarrhichthys ocellatus (wolf-eel)
Lineage: Eukaryota; Metazoa; Chordata; Actinopteri; Perciformes; Anarhichadidae
Product: beta-1,3-N-acetylglucosaminyltransferase lunatic fringe-like
Exons: 8
Coding region: 2389-3480 (363 amino acids)
Biological process (GO): pattern specification process
Cellular component (GO): Golgi membrane
Molecular function (GO): O-fucosylpeptide 3-beta-N-acetylglucosaminyltransferase activity
Source: RefSeq, a predicted model, not a curated record
UUUGCUCUUUUCCCGCUGAUUCUCUCAAUAUGUGCCUGUUUCUUUUUAUAUGUCUAUACGUCAUACAGAAGCAAAACCUUUCUGAGGCCAAAAUGAAUUCAUCUUACCAAUCGAUUUAGAUACUCUGUGUACUUCUAUGUAGAUUAUUAGAAGUACUGCAUCGUAUCACAUUAGCAUAUCAGGUUUUAAUAUGUAAAAUGUAACAAGUACUUGAGUAAGUUACAUCACACCACUGUGUUUAUUGGUGACAUCGAGGCUGUCUACGUCUGUGGAGAAGAGUUUUUGCCAUGCUAGCGGCUUUAGGGAUUAGAUUAUAGGUCGGUUUGGUCAGUCCACCACUUUGGUCCAGAUUAAAAUAUCUCAACAACUAUUGGAUGGAUGGCCAUAAAAUCUCGUACACAUUCUUGUUCUUUGCAGGAUGAGUUGUAUUAACUGUGGCGACCCCUUAACUCUUCAUCAUACCUGUGAAACGGCAGCGUAUCUAUGAUCCCAGAGUCUUACGUUGCUCAACUUAAUAUCCUAUUUAUAUGACACAUUAGAGGGAUAGUUUGAGUCUGUUUAGGUGGGGUUGUAUGACUUAUUCUUAGUCAGUGUAUUACCUACAGUAGAAGGCAGUCGGCACGCCGUCAGUUUGGAGAAGCAGACUUGAGUACCGGUACGGGAGCUAAGCAAAGUGCUGCUGUGAUCGGGGACGACAGAAAAACCUAAUUUAGCAACAAAGGAAAACAGAAAAGAAGUGUCACUCCAAGAACAAGCAGCACUGUAAUAAAAAAAAUUAAACAAAGAGCAACGGUAAGCAAAACAUUUUUCGCUGAUUUGCAUCUUUCUACAUACAUGUGCAUAAGAAGUGUUGCAGGAGGCCAUCUUCUUUAAUGUGUCUUCAAGUUGUCAGUGAUCAACAGGAAGAUGACUCGUGUUCAAGCCUAACUGAUGAUUAGAUUGUGUGAGAUACACCUCACAGAUCCCCUAACCACAUGUUAUAUAUGCUGCACAAACAUAAGGCCAAAGGUCAUUGAAUGUUUAGUCAUAUUGGUGCUGAGUUACAGCUUUGAGAAGCUUUACAGUUUUAGUGUCUUGUGGAACAAAAUGAGAAGCAUGCUAAUCAGCUUGCUGUGCUUCCGAGUAAGCUUUAUGAUCAGUUAACAGACUUCUUGGUAACACGUUGUUUAUCUUUAAGGUAUUAUGCUACAGGAUGUGAAGUAAUGUUUUUUAUGCGAUGAUAUUUAUAUGCUUCAUUUUCAGCUAUGUCGCAAAACAUCAGAAAUACGAACACUGGCCAAACAAGUACUUUGUAUGAACGCAACCCAUACAUCAUAAUGCAACCGUCCUCAGUGAGAGAGUUUCUAAACAUGUAAUAUUAUACUGACUUUGCUUGAGGGAUCAGAACAGAUUAUGCAGCACAGACACACUGCACGUUAUUAGAGAGGAAACAUUCCUCAGAUGGUUGGUGGUUCUGGCAACCUGGCCGCUUGGCACGUCAGUCUUCUCUGUGUGUGUGUGUGUGUGUGUGUGUGUGUGUUUAGUUGGCAGCACUACACACACUCCAAUGUCACGGUCGUCUUCAACAUCUGUCCACUUGGAGAAUGACCCGCCAGGCUCCCACACAGAGCAACUCGGGGCACAUUGCUUUCCAAUGAGGAAUACUGUUGCUCUCAUCUGCGACUCCAAACAACUGUAGUACAACUGUACCCCUGUGUUCCCUUAGAAAGACCAGUUUCAGUCUUUAAAUAGAGAUAUUAUCACUAAAACACCACCACCAUAAAAUAAGGUUCCUGCAGAUACCCCACAAACUGAAAGAGAAAGUGAGUGACUUCUAGAAAAUGCAGGUACUUUCUGGUGUACCAAGGUCAAAGCUGAAAACUGACACCGCUUGGAAAAUCUCACACAAAACAAAUCACUACAAAAAAAACACAUUUUCAUUCACCCUUUUGUAACAAUAAAUCAAUGGAUUGUUGUUUUAUACUUAUUUUCCUUGUCUUUUAUCUUUUAAUUGGUGGGUUAAACACUAAAUUACCUUUGUUUUACACAUCGUCCUUACUGUUCUCUAUCCCUGCAUGUUUUUCUUCCUGUGCAAAGCACUUUGUAAAAUGCUCUAUACAGUAAAUAAAGUUGCCUGUUUGCCAUACUGCCAUGUGGAUGUUCAUCCAGAGAACCUCGCCUCCUCUCGCGCCUCGUAGCCCCGCCCACAUCAAGCGCUCAAACCGGCCAUUGGCUCGACUAGACGAGGCCCCGCCCACUGGUGGAGUUUAUAACUUCUCUGUAAAAUAAAGCAGCGCGUGAGGGAGUCUCACAACAGGAGGUCUCCCACUGAAUGCUUUUAUAGGGUCACUGAGUCUGCACAGAGGAGAUGUUGUAAACAGCAGAGGAGACUUUCUUAGACUUUCUUCUAUGAAUGAAGCUGUAAAAACAGUCACAAUGUGGAAACCCGCCGGUGGAUCACACGGCACCUUCAGCCCAGCUGCUGCCGCCGCCGCGGUCACCUGUCUGCUCGUGACCGGGACGCUGGUCGUCACUGUCGGACACCCGAGCAGCGGACACCCGGCGGAGCCUCCAGCAGCCGCAGCGGCGAGCGGGAAAGCUUUCUCGACGUACUUCAGGACACUCACCCGGGAGAGGCGAGCGAUACCCGGCCCGCCGAGGAGAAGCGCUGCCCCCGGGCCGGUGGAGCGUCUCUCCCCGGACGACUUGUUCAUAGCGGUGAAAACCACCGGGAGGUAUCACCGGCAGAGACUGGAGCUCCUGCUGGACACCUGGAUCUCCAGAAACAUGCAACAGACGUUCGUGUUCACCGAUGGAGAGGACGAGAAGCUGAGGAAAAGGAUGGGAGCUCACCUGAUCAACACCAACUGCUCAGCGGCCCACAAUCGCCAGGCCCUCUCCUGUAAAAUGGCUCUGGAGUACGACACUUUCAUCAACUCUGGCAGGAAGUGGUUCUGUCACGUGGACGAUGAUAACUACGUGAACGUGCGCUCCCUGCUGAAGCUCUUGUCUCAGUACAGUCACACACAGGACGUCUACAUCGGCCGGCCCAGCCUCGAGCGACCAAUAGAGGCCACGGAGAGUCUCGGCACCUCUCAAAUGAAGCAGGUGCGUUUCUGGUUCGCCACAGGCGGAGCAGGCUUCUGUCUGAGCCACGGCCUCGCUCUGAAGAUGAAGCCCUGGGCGAGCGACGGCGCCUUCAUGGCGACAGCUGAGCACAUUCGCCUCCCGGACGACUGCACCGUCGGUUACAUCGCGGAGGCGCUGCUUGGCGUGAGCCUCAUCCGCUCAGCGUUGUUCCACUCCCACCUGGAGAACCUGGGACUGGUGUCGGACAUACACAACCAGGUGACCCUCAGCUACGGCACAGUGGAAAACAGCAGAAACAUCGUCAACCUGAAGGGACCGUUUUCAAUAAAUGAAGAUCCUACAAGGUUCAGGUCGGUCCAUUGUCUGCUGCACCCAGACGCCGCUCGCUGCCCGAGCCCCCGGCCGCUUUAACGCCCGUCCAGAGACACGGAGGGACGGGGUGGAGGAGGAGAACUGAGCGUCCUCUGAUAGAGGAGGAAGUCACCGCAGACAUCCAGGAGUCGCACUGCUGCCCUCUUCUGCCCCCCCCCCCCCCCCCCACAAGAGCCGCGGGAAACAUUUGGACGUAGAUGUUUUAACAGCGGUCCGAGUGGAACACUGACUUUUUAUUGAUUUGACAUCUGAACUCUCACCCUGUGAAUUGUCGUUGGGCGUCAAAAGGCCAAACACUGCAACAACAGAAAAAGACUUAUGAACAUUAUUAUGAAAAAUAGAAGAGACUGCUCUUCUAUUUUUUUUUUUUUUUAGAUCCUGAGAGUGGUCAUUAUAAUAACAUUGUGUGCUCACCAAAGUAACCGCUGAGAUCCAUGCUUAGCUACGACAAAGUCAGAUCAGUCAUCUAAUCCAACUCUCGGCAAAAAUGCAAAAAAAACCUUCUAUUUCAAAUAUGUUUAAUUGUUCUUUUUAAGUUGAAUCAUCUAAACCACUUUAUUUAGAGGUAAAACUGAAAGUGGGCACACUUGCAAGUCGCUUCUACUCCCAUCACACUGGAAAACAGUGUGUGCAUACAAGUACCGUAAGUAGAGGAGGUCAAAGUUGAACCACGAAGUCAUCUGUAAACUUGCUGUUGGCCUUUUAUUUUAUUUGUCGAGUAGGUUUGACCGGUUUGUUUGACGGUGAAAAGAUGAAGGAUCAAAUCAGUCAUAUUUUUAUAAUCUGAAGUUUUAUCUUGUCAGCGUUCAGUAUUAUCUUUUUUUUUUUUUUUUAAGUAUAUCAUCAUGCCUGAGCACCUUGCCGUUAUAUUUCUGCUGGUUUAGUUGCACUGUUUCCUCCUGUCUUCAGUCUUCGUGCUAAGCUAAGCUAACUGGCUGCUGGUUCCAGCUACAUAUUUGCCGAGCGUCUUGAUUCUUUCCAACUAACUCUUGGCAAGAAAGCAAAUAAGAGUAUUUCCCACAAUGAACAGACUAUUCUUUUAAAAACUCAACUCAUCCAGUGAGGCCUGUUCCAAAUGACUCUCCUGGUAAGCCCUCAUCGUGUUCGACUGCUUCUGAAACGUCUCUCACAGUUAGCAGUGUAACAAAGAAUGACUCAUGUUGGGUCGUCUUCUAUCUUUCUGUGCAUUGAAAGCAUUUGUUGCAACUGAGUGAAAGUUAUUAAGUUAAAUUCUGUCCCUUGUUAAGUGAAUGUAUGUGAUGAACCGUUGCUUCUGAAGCGUACAUGCUCUCUCCAGUAUCUGGACUGUACGCAGACAUGCAAUAAAAAAACGUUUUUUAAAAAACAACACCUUUCCAUCUCUGUGAUUGUGAACCGGGGGAUUUUAAAUGAGGUUGUUAAGGGACACUGCCUCCACCUCUGACCUCUGACCUUGUUUAUGAGCUGGUGGGUUCCUGUCUGGAGACCACCGCCGCCCCCACUACAACAGCCGUCCUCUUAUCUGAUGGAGCCAUGCACAAGGCCCUGGAGAGAUAAAGGCAGAACCAAAACAUUAGCGGAGUGUGUGUGUGUGUGUGUGUGUGUGUGUGUGUGUGUGUGUUGUGCGCGCGCGCGUGUCUUGUGGCCUCUCUCCCACUGUGAGACGUCAGACUGGUUUAACCUGCUACAGAGUGACAUCUGCUGGCUGCACGUGUUACUGCAAAGAGCAGCAGCUAGUUUUUGGUUAUUAAAACUGUCUCUGCUGCU